CAAACCACUCUCAGACAGAUUCUCAGUUUGCUCCUAAUUCCAUGGCGCUUCUUGGCAAUCUCAGCAGCCUUAGUGUCAAGAAGCAGUACUGCAACACCAGAUGCCUGAUCCCUACCAUCUCCCUCCUCCUCCUCGUCACCGUCCUCGCCAUCUCAAACGCAUACUUCCCCUUCCCGAUGAGUAAACCGCGCGCACCGCCGACUUGGCUGUCUUCUUCUUCUUCCUUCUCCGACGUGCCGGAUGCCGACGGCGAGGCCUGUGACAUAUUUAGGGGCAAAUGGGUGCCGAACCCUCAUGCUCCUUACUACACCAACAACUCCUGCACUAUACACGAGCACUAUGACUGUAUGAAGUACGGCAAACCGGACCUCGGCUUCGUGCGAUGGCGGUGGCGUCCCGACGGUUGCGACCUCCCCCGCCUCGACCCGGCGAGCUUCCUCUCCGCCAUGAGGGGAAAGACCAUUGCCUUCAUCGGGGACUCCCUCGCCAGGAACCACAUGAACUCCCUCAUCUGUCUCCUGACCAGGGUGGCGGAGCCGACGGUGAGCUGGCCGAGCAGCGAGCACAUGGUGUACCACUACGGCGGCGGCAAUGGCGGUGGCUACAACUUCACCGUCGUCAGCUUCUGGGCGCCGUUCCUGGUCCGGAACGAGCUCGUCGACCCGGACGGGCCGGCGCACACGGGCCUGUGGAACCUGUACCUCGACGAGCCCGACGCCGUGUGGGCAGCGCACGUCGGGGAGCUCGACUACGCCGUCGUGUCGGCGUCGAGCUGGUUCUACCGGCCGGCGAUGCUGUACGAGGCCGGGCGGCUCGUCGGGUGCAGCCACUGCCUGCUCCCCAACGUCACCGACCUCACGCUGCGGUACGCGCUCCGCAUGGCCACGCGCGCCGCGCUCCGCGCCGUGGGCGGCGGCGCCGGCGAGGGCAGGUUCCGCGGCACCGCCGUGCUGCGGACCGUGUCGCCGUCGCAGUACGAGGGCGGCGAGUGGAACAAGGACGGCAACUGCCUCCGUACGCGGCCGUACCGGCGCGGCGAGAAGAGGCUCCAGGGCAUCGAGUUCGACUUCCACACCCUGCAGGUGGAGGAGUUCGAGGUGGCGGAGACGGCGGCGAGCGGUGGCGGCGGCGCGGUGAGGAUGAUGCUGAUGGACACGACGGAGGCGAUGAUACUGAGGGCCGACGCGCACCCGAGCAAGUACAGGGGAUGGACGCGGCGGAAGGGGUGGAUGAAGGAGUACUUCACCAUCGCCAACGACUGCGUGCACUGGUGCCUCCCCGGCGCCAUCGACGCCUGGAAUGACAUGCUUGCCCACAUGCUGCUCACAUCGCCAAGCUAGGGAAGAACUAAUAUUUGAUCAAACGCCACGGUCAGUCUCUGGCACACGAAAUAUAUUUAUCUUGAAUUUAAGGCUGGAAUGUCAAAACCACCACUAGAAGUCGUGUGAAUUUCUAGCAUGUUUGCACAAGCUGAAUUCAAAUAUUUUGGGUCUGUUUAGUUCCCUGGAUAUGCUCAGUUAGGCUUACAUGACUCAGAUAGCGUCUAGUUGAGUGUUGGAUAGAUGCACGGUUGAUUUUGUUUGGUCGUUUGCAUUAGUUUGUUCCAGAUGGA
This is a messenger RNA of Oryza brachyantha (malo sina), 1612 nucleotides long. Its product is annotated as protein trichome birefringence-like 20. Gene Ontology annotation, cellular component: Golgi apparatus. The record is from RefSeq and is a predicted model, not a curated record. Gene Ontology annotation, molecular function: O-acetyltransferase activity. NCBI's taxonomy places the organism in Eukaryota, Viridiplantae, Streptophyta, Magnoliopsida, Poales, Poaceae. The transcript has 3 exons. Bases 42 to 1340 code for a protein of 432 amino acids.